GCCCAUCACCCUCUCAUUGCCCACAUCAAUGCAAGCUACUAUUAUAAUCAAAUUAUUAAUUAUUUAAUUUACAUUUAAUAUUUAUAUAGUGACUGCUUUUCUUCUUCUUUUCCCCAACAUCUCUCUCUUCACUUUCUCUCCUCUCUUCUGCACUGAUACCGGUUGAGUGUGAUGGCGCAAAUUCUACUGCACGGGACUCUCCAUGUCACCAUCUAUGAGGUCGAUAAGCUCAAGACAAGUGGUGGCAAUGUUUUCACCAAGCUGGUGCAAAACAUCGAGGAGACAGUUGGUUUUGGAAAAGGAGUUACCAAACUGUAUGCAACCAUUGAUCUGGAAAAAGCACGAGUUGGAAGAACCAGGAUUAUAGAAAAAGACCAUAGUAAUCCCAGAUGGUACGAAUCUUUUCACAUUUACUGUGCCCACAUGGCAUCAAACAUCAUCUUGGAUGGUGAGGAAGUAGAUAGAUGGGUUGAGAUAUUGGAUGAGGAUAAGAACCCAAUUCAUGGGAACUCAAAGAUUCAUGUGAAGCUGCAAUACUUUGAUGUCACAAAAGACAAGAACUGGGCACGUGGUGUUAGGAGUGCUAAAUUCCCUGGUGUUCCUUACACCUUCUUCUCGCAAAGAAGAGGCUGCAAGGUUUCUCUUUACCAGGAUGCUCAUGUCCCUGAUAAUUUUGUCCCCAAAAUACCCCUUGCUGGAGGCCAGACUUACCAGCCUCAUAGGUGCUGGGAGGAUGUGUUUGAUGCAAUCGAAAAAGCGAGGCACUUGAUAUACAUAACCGGUUGGUCUGUUUACACUGAGAUAACAUUGGUGAGGGAUACAAGGAGGCCAAAGCCUGGUGGAGACUUAACGAUUGGUGAGCUUCUCAAGAAGAAGGCGAAUGAGGGUGUCAGAGUCUUGAUGCUUGUUUGGGAUGACAGAACAUCUGUUCCAUUGUUGAAAAAAGAUGGGUUGAUGGCUACUCAUGAUGAAGAAACUGAGAAGUACUUCCAAGGAACUGAAGUGCAUUGUAUUUUGUGCCCUCGGAAUCCUGAUGAUGGUGGAAGCAUUAUUCAGGAUUUGCAAAUCUCUACAAUGUUUACUCAUCACCAGAAGAUUGUGGUGGUGGAUAGUGAUAUGCCUAGUGGAGAUUCGGGUAAGAGAAGGAUAGUGAGCUUUGUUGGGGGUAUUGAUCUCUGUGAUGGAAGAUAUGACACUCAAUUCCACUCACUUUUCAGAACCUUGGACACCGCACACCAUGAUGACUUUCAUCAGCCAAACUUUGCCGGUGCUUCCAUCAUGAAAGGUGGUCCUAGGGAGCCUUGGCAUGACAUCCACUCUCGCCUCGAAGGGCCUAUUGCAUGGGAUGUUCUGUUCAACUUCGAGCAGAGAUGGAGGAAGCAAGGUGGAAAGGACUUACUCAUUCCACUGAGAGAGCUUGAAGAUGUCAUCAUCCCGCCAUCCCCAGUAACAUUCGCGGAAGAUCCCGAGACAUGGAAUGUUCAGUUAUUCAGAUCAAUUGAUGGUGGAGCUGCUUUUGGCUUCCCAGAGACUCCUGAAGAUGCUGCCAGAGCUGGCCUUGUUAGUGGAAAGGAUAACAUCAUAGACCGUAGCAUCCAAGAUGCUUAUAUCCAUGCAAUUAGGCGCGCAAAGAAUUUCAUCUAUAUCGAGAAUCAGUAUUUCCUGGGAAGCUGUUUUGGAUGGAACCCUGAUGGCAUUAAGCCUGAGGACAUUGGUGCUUUGCAUCUAAUUCCAAAGGAGCUUUCACUUAAGAUUGUAAGCAAAAUCGAAGCCGGGGAGAGGUUCACUGUGUACAUUGUGGUUCCAAUGUGGCCAGAGGGGUUCCCAGAGAGUGGUUCAGUUCAAGCCAUAUUGGAUUGGCAGAGGAGGACAAUGGAGAUGAUGUACAAGGAUAUAGUUGAGGCACUCAAUGCCAAGGGAAUUGUGGAAGAUCCCAGAAACUAUUUGACAUUCUUCUGCCUUGGCAACCGGGAAGUCAAGAAGCCAGGAGAAUAUGAGCCUUCAGAGAGACCAGACCCUGAUUCUGAUUACAUAAAAGCCCAGGAGAACCGUCGAUUCAUGAUUUAUGUCCAUGCCAAGAUGAUGAUAGUUGAUGAUGAAUACAUAAUCAUUGGAUCCGCAAACAUCAACCAGAGAUCAAUGGAUGGUGCAAGAGACUCGGAAAUAGCCAUGGGAGCUUAUCAGCCAUACUAUUUGAGUGCAAGGGAGCUAGCAAGGGGACAGAUCCAUGGUUUCCGCAUUGCGCUGUGGUAUGAGCACCUUGGCAUGAUCAGAGAAUCCUUCCUCCAACCUGAGAGUGAAGAAUGUGUCAAGAUGGUGAAUCAGGUUGCUGACAAGUAUUGGGAUCUGUAUUCCAGUGAGUCCCUUGAGCAUGACCUCCCCGGCCACCUUCUGCGCUACCCCGUUGGCGUUGCCGGUGAUGGAACUAUCACCGAGCUUCCAGGAUUUGAGUUCUUCCCUGACACAAAGGGUCGUGUUCUUGGAACCAAAACUGAUUACUUGCCCCCUAUCCUUACUACUUAACUGAUUUCAUUUUGUACUUUGAUUUGUUCAUAUACUAUGUUACAUUAUAUUAUAUUAUGUAGUACUUUUUUAGUACUUGUGGUUUUUUAAUUUAAGUGAGGAAUAAUUUUAAUGUCUUUUAGAGAUGGAUUGCUAGAUGUUAACCAUCUGAUGUUAUGGUUGUUGUCGGCUUGUAUGACUUCAGUUAUAUAAUGUGAGAUGUAAUGUUUCUGGUUUUCUUAAACAGGGUUUCUUUUGUUC
Molecule: messenger RNA, 2763 nt
Organism: Arachis ipaensis
Lineage: Eukaryota; Viridiplantae; Streptophyta; Magnoliopsida; Fabales; Fabaceae
Product: phospholipase D alpha 1
Biological process (GO): phospholipid catabolic process; phosphatidylcholine metabolic process
Cellular component (GO): plasma membrane
Molecular function (GO): D-type glycerophospholipase activity; calcium ion binding
Source: RefSeq, a predicted model, not a curated record